Molecule: messenger RNA, 6938 nt
Organism: Nannospalax galili (Upper Galilee mountains blind mole rat)
Lineage: Eukaryota; Metazoa; Chordata; Mammalia; Rodentia; Spalacidae
Gene: Nphp4
Product: nephrocystin 4
Exons: 30
Coding region: 433-4782 (1449 amino acids)
Biological process (GO): protein localization to ciliary transition zone; negative regulation of canonical Wnt signaling pathway
Cellular component (GO): ciliary transition zone; ciliary basal body; cytoskeleton
Source: RefSeq, a predicted model, not a curated record
GGCUCCUUGGGUGAGACCUGCGCCUCCUGAUCCGGUGCCCACCCCGGGUCCAGGCGGAGAGCUCGGUAUCCCGCGGCCUUGUCCACGCACAUCCUUCUUGGCCCAAGUCCCUGCGGCUUGUUCAGGUCGGUCCCUGCGGGCCUCCAUGCACCGCGAGGCCCUGGUCCUGUCCACGUCCAGCCGUCGGAGCGCAGGGCCGGCCGGCCCCCGCCCUUGCAGCCCACGCUGCCUGGUUUGCGCGUUUAAGAGCCGGGCAGGGUCUCCCUGGUGACCGUUGCAGCUCAGCAGUGCGUCUUCCGUGGGUCACAAGUCUGCCUUGUGCUCCAAGCUGCGUCCUAGCACUACCUCGGUCCAGUGCAGGUCUCCUGGGAAAAGAGUUUGCUCUGAUGGUGCAGGGGGUCCUGGAGGCCCCAGUGAGGUCAGACAGGCAGCAUGGAUGACUGGCACAGGGCCUUCGCCCAGAACACACUGGUCCCUCCCCACCCACAGAGAGCACGCCAGCUUUGGAAGGAGUCCACAGCAUUUCAGUGUGUCCUGAAGUGGCUUGAUGGACCCCUAAUUAAGCAGGGAGUGCUGGACGUGUUGUCAGAGGUUGAUUGCCACCUGCGAGUGUCUCUCUUUGACAUCACCUACCGACACUUUUUUGGGAGGACAUGGAAAACCACAUCGAGGCCGACCAUGCAGCGCUCCAGGCAGCCGCCCAGGAUUGUCUUCAGUGAGCUCUUCUACUUCCACACGUCCUUGAACCACCCGAACAUCGUGGCUGUGGUGGAAGUUGUCACCGAAGGCAGGAAGCGGGAUGGUACCCUGCAGACGCUGUCCUGUGGGUUUGGAAUUCUUCGGAUCUUCAGCAGUGAGCCAGAAUCUCCCACUGCCGCGGCCCAGGACAAACGGUUGAGGCUGUAUCAUGGCACCCCCAGAGCCCUCCUGCACCCACUUCUUCAGGACCCCAUAGAACAAAACAAGCACAUGACACUGAUGGAGAACUGCAGCCUGCAGUAUACCCUGAAGCCACACCCACCCCUGGAGGCUGCCUUCCACCUGCUCCCCGAGAACCUUCUGGUGUCUGGUCUUCAGCAGAUCCCUGGCCUCCUAACACCUCAUGGGGAACCAGGGUGGCGUGAACCUCUCCCUGUUCCAGGCGAUGCCUUGUGGAAGCCACGCUUUCAGAAGCCUACCACGUGGCACCUGAAUGACCUCUUCUUUACCCUGUACCCCUCCCUGGAGAAGUUUGAGGAGGAACUUCUGGAUCUGCUUGUCAGCGACCACUUCCGGGAGGGAGGUAGCCCACUGGACAGCGGCACCCUGGAGGUCCUGGAACGGCGCCUACAUGUCUGUGUCCACAACGGCCUGGGCUUUGUACAGAGGCCACAGGUGGUUGUGCUUGUACCUGAGAUGGAAGUAGCCUUGACACGCUCGGCCAGCUUCAGCAGGAGAGUCAGCUCAUCCCCUAAGAGCAGCUCUGGGAACCAGGCUCUAGUUCUGAGAAGCCACCUGCAACUCCCGGAGAUGGUCAGGCACCCGGCGUUCGCCAUCGUCUUCCAGCUGGAGUACGUGUUCAGCAGCCCCUCAGGAGCGGACGGCAGUGCCUGCUUGGCUACCUCCUUGUCCAACUUGGCGUGUAUGCACAUGGUUCGCUGGGCUGUUUGGAACCCCUCGCUGGAAGCCAGCUCUGGAAAGGUGACUCUGCCACUGCAGGGGGGAGUUAGGCAGAACCCCUCACACUGCCUGGUCUAUAAGGUGCCUUCAGUCAGCAUGAGCUCCAAGGAGGUGAACCAUGUGGAGUCGGGAACCAUCCAGUUCCAGUUCUCGCUGAGUGUGGACACCCCCCCAGAGCAUCCCAAGGCAGAGCAGCGGUCCUUCAGGAAGCCACCCAUGUCCCCUUCAGGUUCUUGCCCUGCAGAGGCUGAUGCCCUUUUGCUCUCCACGCCAGGCACACCAGCGCCAGUGGCUCGGGGUCUUGCUGCCACCCAGGACUCACCUGUGGGACCAGGGUUGUCGCUUUCCCAGCUGGCGGCCUCCCCACAGUCCCUGGCUCCUUGUGUUUCUGCCAAGCCCCCUCCUCAGCCCCUAGACAGCCGUCGGUCCCCGGAGGCCCCCCAGCUCCAGGCACAGGAGUCCCGAUUGGAGGGCAGGGUCUCUCACCUGGAAGCUGACCUGAGCCAGACUUCCCUGGUCCUGGGGACGCCUGCUGGCGAGCACUUGCAGGAGCUGCCCUUCGCUCCUUUGCACGCCCCCAUUGUAGUGGGAGCCCAGACCCUGAGUUCUAGAAGCCACCUCUCCAGAGCCGCGAUGGCUGUCCUGCAGUCUUCUGGUUUCCCAGAGAUUCUUGAUGCCAGUCAGCAGCCGGCCGAAGCCGUCGAUCCCGUAGAUCCUGUGAGGUUCAGCCCUCAGAAGGAGGAGUCGGACCAUCUGCAAGGCAAUGAGAUUGUGCUGCAGUUUCUUGCCUUCAGCAGAGCGGCCCAGGACUGCCCAGGAGCACCGUGGCCACAGACCGUGUAUCUCACCUUCCAGUUCUACCGCUUCCCACCCGAGACGACACCGCGGCUGCGGCUGGUCAGGCUAGAUGGGACAGGGAAGACCAGCUCUGGCUGCCUGUCCCACGUCCUCGUUCCCAUUAAUAAAGAUGGCUCCUUUGACACUGGGUCUCCUGGCUUCCAGCUGAGAUACAUGGUCGAUGCCGGGUUCCUGAAGCCGGGUGAGCAGCGUUGGUUUGUCCACUACCUGGCGGUGCAGACACUGCAGCUCGACAUCUGGGAUGGAGACUCAUUGCUCCUCAUUGGUUCUGCCGGUGUCCAGAUGAAGCACCUCCUCCGCCAAGGGCGGCCAGCUGUGCAGAUCUCACAUGAACUGGACGUUGUGGCCACUGAGUACGAACAGGAAACCAUUGCCGUGAGUGGGGACCUAGCUGGCUUUGGCAGUGUCAAGCCCAUCGGUGUGCACACGGUGGUGAAGGGCCAGCUGCACCUGACCUUGGCCAACGUGGGUCACGUCUGUGAGUCCCGAGCACGAGGUUCCAGCUCCCUGCCACCGUCCAGAUCUCGGGUCAUCUCCAAUGAUGGAGCUACCUUCUUCUCUGGGGGAAGUCUCCUUACUCCGGGAGGCCCCAGGCGAAAACGCGUUGUCCAAGCGCAGAAGCUGACUGACGUAGACAGUGAGCUGGCUGCCAUGCUGCUGACCCAUACUCGGGCUGGCCGGGGGCCCCAGGCUGUGGGCAGAGAGUCAGAUGCUGUACAUAGACGCAAGCUGGAGAGGAUGCGGUCGGUGCGCCUGCAGGAGUCUGGAGGCGAGUCCAGCAGCUGCAGGACCAGCUUGCUGGCCCAGCAGAGAGUCCGUGCACAGCACUCACGGGACCUGCAGGUCAUUGAUGCCUACCGAGAGCGCACGAAGGCCGAGAGCAUCGCCAGUGUGCUGAGCCAGGCCAUUACCACCCAGCACACGCUGUAUGCCACAGUGGGCACAGCUGAGUUCUUUGAGUUUGCACUUAAGAAUCCCCACAACACGCAGCACACGGUGACCAUCGAAAUUGACAACCCUGAGCUCAGCAUCAUCCUGGACAGUCAGGAGUGGAGGUAUUUCAAGGAAGCCACAGGCCUGCACACGCCACUGGAGGAGGACAUGUUUCACCUGCGUGGCAGCCUGGCGCCCCAGCUCUACCUGCGGCCCCGGGAGACCACCCACAUUCCUUUCAAGUACCAGAGCUUCUUUGGGGGCCCAUUGACCCCAACACAGGCCCCUGCUGAGCUGAGCUCAGAGAAGGAUGCACACUCCGGAUCACUGUGGAGGAGCAGCACCAUGCCCACUAAACGUGCUAAGGUCCUGUUCCGGGCGGGCAGCGGCAGACCCAUCGCUGUGCUCUGUCUCACUGUGGAGCCCCAGCCCCACGUGGUGGACCAGGUCUUCCGCUUCUACCACCCGGAACUCACCUUCCUGAAGAAGGCCAUCCGCCUGCCUCCCUGGCACACGCUUCCAGGUGCUCCUGUGGGGUUGCCUGGUGAUGACCUCCCAGUCUAUGUUCGAUGUAGCGACCCCAACGUCAUCUGCGAGGCCCAGAACGUGGGCCCCGGGGAGCCGAGGGAUGUGUUUCUUAAGGUGGCCAGCGGUCCGAGCCCGGAGAUCAAAGACUUCUUUGUCGUUAUCUAUGCGGAUCGCUGGCUGGCGGCGCCUGUGCAGACGUGGCAGGUCUGCCUCCACUCCCUGCAGCGUGUGGAUGUCUCCUGUGUUGCAGGCCAACUGACCCGUCUGUCCCUUGUCCUCCGGGGAACACAGACUGUUAGGAAGGUGAAGGCCUUUACCUCCCAUCCCCAGGAGCUGAAGACAGACCCCGCGGGUGUCUUUGUGUUGCCGCCUCACGGGGUGCAGGACCUGCAUGUGGGUGUGAGGCCGAGGAAGGCGGGCAGCCGCUUUGUCCACCUCAACCUGGUGGACAUGGACUACCACCAGCUGGUGGCCUCGUGGCUCGUGUGCCUCUCCUGCCGCCAGCCGCUCAUUUCCAAGGCCUUUGAAAUCACUAUGGCUGCCCGAGAAGGGAAGGGCGUCAACAAGAGGAUCACGUAUACCAACCCCUACCCCUCCCGGAGGACCUACUACCUGCACAGUGACCGCCCUGACCUGCUGCAGUUCAAAGAGGACUCUUUCCAGUUGGCGGGAGGAGAGACCUACACCAUCAGCCUGCGGUUUGUGCCGAGUGGCAGUGUGGGGCAGGAGGAGAUUCUGAUCUACAUCAAUGAUCAGGAGGACAAGAAUGAAGAGACAUUCAGUGUGAAGGUCAUCUACCAGUGAGGGCGUGGCAGGGCAGCCGGUGCCUGUCCUGGCAUGCCCCGACACUAGCAUGCUCGCCACAGACUCCUCCCAGCCUUGCAGUCACCGUGACCCCAGGAUUGGCCUGGAUGACUAGGGGAGCUGGCUGUGUGGGUAGAGGCUGUGUUCCUGCCUGUGUCCAGCUUAGCUGGGCCAACACCAGCCAGGCCAUAGGACCAGUUUCAGGAGCGAAUGUGACCUUGAGGUGACCACAGCAGGGGCCCUGCUGUGCCUAUGGCACACACCAGGCCACACUGCCUCCCUGCAGCUCACAGACUGUCACCAUCUAGAACAAAGUGUGUUUUGUAAAUCACUGAACGAUAAAAUUUUGUUUUUCUUACUAGAUUUUGUAUGAACAUAAUCUAUAUGUAUUUGCUACACUUUGUACUGGAAUCAUUUUGCACCUGGACUGUAGGUUAUUGAAUGAACUGUUCUGCUCUGCACUGUGUCUCCUCACCACUUUCCAGGGUUCCUCCUGCUGGGGUGGGGUCCACAGGUGAGCUUGGAUUUCUCUUGAGGAAAAUGUGUCUGGGGUGGGGUGGGGAGCAGAGCUGUGAGGAUGGCAAGUCAAGUGGGUGACGGGAGCACAGGGCAUGCAGCUCCCCAGUCCAGAGGAGGUGCCUGCUGACCUGGAUGGUGACCAGGUCACCUGCCUUGGGGUCACCUGUAGUGAUAAACAUUCCUUUUCCAUAGGGGAAGUCGGUCAGGGCAGUUGAUCUCCACUGCCGCCAUGCAGCCCCCUGGCCAGGAUGCAGUGGCAUCUUAGGUUUGCGUCCCUUCAGCUGCUCCUGAGGUUGGAGCUGCAGCUGUGUUUGCGAGUCUCGCUGGGAGAGGAGGGAGUGGCACGCGGGCUGCCAUUAGCAGUGUCUGUGUGUCCUGUACCGUUCUUGGCCCAGGUCUUGGUCCACUUCCUGUCCUGUUGUGCCACAGUGGACCCAUGUUUCCCCUUCGGAAGGAGUUGGUUUUCCUGCUGACAGGCCCCAGUGUCCAGCCCUGCUCGGGAACUUGUCAUCUGUCCCCACCGAAGAGGCUUUUAGAGUCCAGGGAAGCCACAUGCCGUCUCCCUGGAGUCCUGCAGGCCGAGCACAGCAUCCAGCAAGCCUGCGAUGAGGCUGAAGCCGCAGUGCUCGGAUCCAUCUGGGCCUGAACUUAGUUUUUAUGGUUCUUUAAGGUCUGUGUCUUCACCUUUGGAUUGCCUUUCUGAGCUACUGAACACCCUUGGGAGGUCAUGGCACCCAUGCCCUCUCUUCCCCUGUCCUUUCCCUCCGUCCCUGCUUCCCCCCAAGCCUGGGUUGGUGGUGGUGCUGCUCUGGAGGCAGGGAAGGCCUUGUGUCGAGUUAGAGCAGCAGCACAGCUGUGGCUAGGUGGUCCUCGUGUCUCAUUGUCCCUGCUCAUGCAGCAGAGGGCAGCUGGGGCCACUUUCUCCUGGUAUGGAAACCUCAGCCAUAUGUUGCUGCUGUGGAGAUGAAUGAGCACUUGGUUCAGGCCCAAGCCUGGUCUUGGCUGUGCAGAAGCAGGUGGGAGAGCUGGGGCGGCAGAACUUGGGGCCAGUGGGAGGCCUGGGCCCUCAGAUUCCCUGCUGCAGAGCGGCCUCUGGCCCUCAGGACUCCCCACCACUCAGGGCUGCACCUGCAGAGCCACAGGUGGACACCGCCCCUCCCCUGCUCUUGGUCAGACACUUCCAGACAGGGCAGUUAUAAGGUGGCCUUGUCUGGGGACAGAGUGAGCCCUGGACUUGCAGGUCUUGUGCCAGCGCUGUUCGUGGGAGUGGACAGCUGUGCUGUCCCAACAGAUGAGGACGUUCACACUGCUGGGUGUGAGUGGCCCCCCUGGAGGAGCUCCUGCCUCCAGGUUGCUGGUUGGGCUCUGCCCUGGCUUCCCCCCAUGAGGACUAUACUCUGAGCUGAAAUAAACUCUGUCCUCCCCAAGUUGCUUUUUGGUCAUGGUGUUUAUCACUGCAACGUAAAAGUAGCUAAGACACAACCCUAGGUCCCAACUUGGUGCCUAGCAAUUUCUUUGCCUUUGGAGGGCAUGCCCAAGCAAGGGCAGAGUGUUUGGAUGUGGCCCAUAGGACCGUUGUAUUCAGUGAUACCCCGGGUGGGUGAUACCCCGGGUGGGUGAGUGUUGCUUGUCUGGAG